This is a messenger RNA of Gamsiella multidivaricata, 591 nucleotides long. RefSeq names its product Alpha/Beta hydrolase protein. The transcript has 4 exons. Gene Ontology annotation, biological process: biosynthetic process. The record is from RefSeq and is a predicted model, not a curated record. Lineage: Eukaryota; Fungi; Mortierellomycota; Mortierellomycetes; Mortierellales; Mortierellaceae. The coding region runs from base 1 to 591 and encodes 196 amino acids.
AUGGGCUGUCGCCACGACAACUUCUUCGCGCUCGGUGGCCACUCUACGUUGGGCGUACGUCUGAUCAACACUAUUCGCUCCAGCCUGGGUUUCGAGUUGACAUUGCGCGCCUUGUUCGGAGCUUUUAUGAUUGCACGUGGUCUUGGUGGACACGGAAAGAUGGCAGAGACGAUCAAGGAGAUGAUACAGGAUUAUAUCUAUCAGGUCCGCCGCGUCCAGCCUCAUGGGCCCUAUCACCUCUUCGGCUGGUCCUUCGGCGAUAAUGUAACUCACAGCAUGGCAGCGGAUCCCGAGAAGACGGGAGAGAAGGUCAACAUGCUGGUCUUGAUGGACUCGGCUCCAACUAACGGCAGGGCUACGCAAGCGGCUGUUAGCGAUGAUGACGGAGUGCACGACGUGUUCUUCUUCCGCGUGACGGCUGGUGUGGAUGAUACUGUCGAAGCGGCGGAUCCUGCAGAGUGGACACCUUUUGCUCAGGGUGACAUUGAGGUUCACAAGGUGGAGUACGACCAUAUGGAGAUAGACAAGCCUGGUCCGAUGACCGAGAUUGGUUGCGCUAUUGCUGCGAAGUUUGAGAAGCUGCAGCAGUAG